GUCUCCUAGCCUUCGUCCCGGGCUUUAGUUCAGUACAAUCCGUGCCUCGCAACGAACGAAAUGAAUUUUGAGAAUGCAGGAAGUAAAUAAAAAACUUACAUUUCAUGACCAAUAUUAUUUGAAGGACUUUGGAUUGUAUGGGAGAGCCAUAUUAGAGUAUAGAUGAAACUAGGAUUAUGAAUAAUGAGCAGAAUAUACACUAUAUCUGAUGUCCACGUGGAUUAUUUGGAAAACCGUAAAUAUAUUGAACAUCUAUCAGACCAGAAGUACGAAUCGGAUGUUCUGUUACUUGCAGGCGAUGUGACAGACAACCUCUCACUACUCAAGACGACUCUUCAGACCCUUAAAAAGAAGUUCAAAGAUGUGUUUUACGUUCCAGGUAAUCACGAACUUUGGCUGAAAAAGGAUGACAGGGAAAUGAGGUUCAAAGAUUCAAUUGAAAAAUUCCAUGCAAUCAUCAAACUAUGUCAUGACACUGGUGUAAAGACUGAACCAGAGAAGGUGACAAGCACGCAGGGGGAUGUCUGGGUCGUGCCACUGUUCGCUUGGUAUAGUACACCGUACGAUGACCCUCAGGAUUCGCUAUACGCCGGUGAUUCAGCUGAUGUUCAUCAAGAUUCCGAAAACAUGUGGAUGGACAAUCACCUAUGUCUGUGGACAAGUUUAAAGGACAAAACACGAUCACAAUAUUUCGCUGAUCUGAACAAAGAACCAAUAUCAUUGGUUAUGAAAAAUAAAUCACCUGGUGAUGUAGUGGUCUCUUUCAGCCAUUUUCUGUCGAGGAAAGAACUUCUAGGACACACUGAAGCAGAAUUUGAGGAAUUCAACAAAGAACGCUCUCUUAGGAAACUCCCUGAAUUUCAAAUUGACAAAUCUAAAUCCAAACAAAUGCAGUUUGAUUUUUCACUAUUUGCCGGGUGCAAGGUACUAGAAGAAGCAAUCCGAAUGUUGGGAUCAGUUGUUCAUGUACACGGGCAUCAACAUAGGAAUCGGGAUAGAGAAAUAGGGGGAGUCCGCUAUGUAUCACAUUGCUUAGGGUACCCCAGGGAACAGCAAAAUGGCUUUACAUGGGGUCUCAUGGAAUGGGAUGGUCCUAAGCAGAUAUGGCCUAGUACCAAAUAGAAGCAGAAAAAGCAGAGUUUAAAGACAGAAAUAUGUGCUCAUUUUGGUUCUCAAUCAUGUGCGAAUUUUUUUUACCCAUAACAAUGCAGCAUCACAUAGCCCAUUGGAAUAUUUAAAAAACAAGAAUAAAACAAUAGUGGAAUUUCAAGAGAAGCAUAUGAAUUAAUUAAAUCAUGAUAGUGAACGAUAGAGUAUCCAAGAGAAAAUGAUAGACUUUAAACUAUUAAUGCUGUAUUCCAUAUUACACAAUCCAAAAUUAAACAUCUCUGAAAAGCAGUUUGAUAUCUAGAAAUCGAACUUGAAGAUCUUAAAGUUAGCAUCAGAAGGCAAUUCCCAUAAAAUUGUAAUAAGCUUCAGACUGAUCACUGCUGUAUCAUGAUUAUCUUUACGAGUCAUUCAUAGUUAGAAAUUUCAACAUUUUUGUCAAUAGA
Molecule: messenger RNA, 1553 nt
Organism: Owenia fusiformis
Lineage: Eukaryota; Metazoa; Annelida; Polychaeta; Sabellida; Oweniidae
Source: the annotation of a GenBank genome assembly